This is a messenger RNA of Fusarium coffeatum, 1065 nucleotides long. RefSeq lists its product as uncharacterized. The record is from RefSeq and is a predicted model, not a curated record. Lineage: Eukaryota; Fungi; Ascomycota; Sordariomycetes; Hypocreales; Nectriaceae. The transcript is spliced from 3 exons. Gene Ontology annotation, molecular function: RNA binding; structural constituent of ribosome. The coding region runs from base 1 to 1065 and encodes 354 amino acids. Gene Ontology annotation, biological process: translation. Gene Ontology annotation, cellular component: ribosome; cytosolic large ribosomal subunit.
AUGGCCACGGUACGAGAAGGAGCCCGCAUGGCGAGCUCGCUGGGAAGAAGACAAUUCCCUCUAAGGGCUGCCCCCCUCUGUGCACGACGAUAUGCCUCUACUGGAGCCGAGAAGUCCUCGUCCGAUCUGGCAGAUCUCGACAAUGCCUCCUCUUUUGCGACAGGCACUCCCGACCAGGCCGCUAUUGAGGCUUUCAAUGCUAGGGAAAAGGCCUCUGGAACGGGCAAGAAGCUCCCUGGUAACAGAUACCAGUACCAUCCUCCCAAGUACUACCGUGGACCCCUCCAUCCUGUCCAAGUUCCCAAGUCCUCCGACCCGACUGCCCGAGACUUCGUCCCCGGUCCAUUCAAUUUCCCUCGGUUAAGACACACAUACGAAACCACGAUUGCUCCAGAUCUGAUUACUAUGACCUACCAGCACAUCCCACCAGGCACAGAAGUACCCGUUUCCAACAAGGGUAACUUGAGAGAAUGGGAUGGCUCCUCGCCUUAUCAUAAGAACCGACCUCGUCGUGGACCUCGCGGAGGUGGCUCUUCAAGACUGGGACUGGUCGAGCGCCCUAUCGGAUGGCACAAUGUUCCUGAAAUCGAGGCUAUUACCAUCAACUCAUUCGCCCCUCUGAGUUCCCAGAACAAGGAAUACUUGCACGUUUGCCGUGCUGUUAUCCAGGCUAUCUCCGGUUCUUUCCCCGAGGUGACAAGGGUUAAGAACGGUGUUGUUCAGUGGGGUGUCAAGAAGGGCGACAAGACCGGCUGCAAGGUGACACUUCGAGGUGCUCAGGCCUACGAGUUCCUGGACAAGCUGAUUACCCUGGUGCUGCCUAAGAUCAAGGACUGGCCCGGUAUCGAAGCAACCACUGGCGAUAGCGCAGGUAACCUGGCGUUUGGUCUGCAGCCUGCCUGGAUGGCAUACUUCCCUGAGAUCGAAUUCAACUACGAUAUGUACCCUGCACGACUGAUGCCUGGUUGUGAUAUUUUCAUUAAGACAACCGGCACUUCGGAUAGGCAAGGCCGUCUCCUCUUGGAGGCUCUAGGUCUUCCUUUCUUCGGCAAGGCCAGACAUUAA